AUGCUUGAAGUUUUUGAGUUGCUCACAGUGAAAUGUAAAUAUUCUUGCAAUGGAUGUACUGAAGUAACAAAGGCUUCACUACUGACUGAACAUGAGGCUCACUGUAAGUUUUCUCACAUAAAACAUAAGAAAAGGGGGCCCUACAAUAAAGUAAAACUGUAUGACAUCUCUCGUCAGUACGCCAAGCGCAGACGACUGUUACCAAUGUUUUCGAUGCUUGAUGAAUUUUGUGACUUAAAUAAUGAAAACACUGAGGAUGUUCUGUUUUCAAUGCUUGCAACUACACUGUAUGAUAAUGGCAAGAAGGAGCUUGCAAACAAAAUAGAAUAUUUAUGGGUGCAACAGACAGAUUAUAUUCUUACUGCUGAUGAAUGCCUUGCCAGCAGAGUUGACUUGCUUCAAACAAAAAAUCAAUAUAGGGAACAGUUUGACUACUUGAAUUCCAAAGGUCAAUAUGUAUUUAAGCCCCCAAACCAAGUGGACAGUGUUGAGAAAACUUACCUGCCAUCAUAUGUCAAUUAUGAACUUCUGGAUGGUGACAAAGUUAUUUACUCACACAAAGAGUGUGUGCAAGAACCAAUAAACCUCAUGUCUGACUUCCGAGAUAGUUUGCCAAAUUUUCCAACCCCUAAUGUUGUUGGUGUUCGCUGGAGUUAUAAAGAUGCUGUUGCGAAAGCUCUUUCUGAACUUAAUGAGGAACUCUCAGAGGUGCCAAAUGACAUUAUCCUACAUGCACUUAUUAAGGAUGGUGGCGAUGGGCUUGGAGAUGUCUCGCAGUACAAGGAAAAGGGGGAUCGUUGUCUCUCUGACAAGGCAUUCAGGUAUGCAUUUUGUAUAAUGAAUGUAAAAAUGGAAGAUGGAGGAGAAAUGAAAACAAUAUGGGAGGAGGAGGCCCCAGGGUCUGUUCGGACUAACAGGUGUCUAAUAGAGUCAAUCUGUGACGAAAAUCAAACAGCUGCAAUGGUUGUAUGUGUUGCCCCUGUUGAAGCAGAGCGCCAGGAGAUGUCAAAAAGCAUAAUGAGAAUACAAAUAGGAAGCAUAUGGAGGAACUUUUCUUUGCGAUUUGUUAAUUCCAUGGUGGAUGAGAAGCGAACACGAGCUGAUGGAGGGUUACAGGGUGCUGGGUCAUCAUACCUAUGUGACUUGUGCUAUGCAACACAGAAAACUGCAAAGUCUGAUAUUGGAACCUUUGUUAUCUCUAGAAAACUUGAGGAGACCAAGCAAAUAGCAGACUUGCUACAUUUUAAUCCUGAUAAACUGAAUCCUUCACAGUUAUCUGCAGUUGCUAAGGGAGUAAAAACCCACCCCAUUCUUAACAUUGAACAUUCUGAGCACAAGGUGGAUGCAACACAUGCUAAGAUCAAUUUAGGGAAAUUUGUAUACAAAUUACUUAUCAGGGAGGUAGCUGGGGUUAACCAGUGGGAGGAGUCUGCAGAUGUAAAGCACUUGAUUCAAAAAUGCCUCUCAUAA
Porites evermanni is the source of this 1470-nucleotide messenger RNA. Lineage: Eukaryota; Metazoa; Cnidaria; Anthozoa; Scleractinia; Poritidae. The record is from the annotation of a GenBank genome assembly.